Messenger RNA from Penicillium samsonianum, 3258 nucleotides. RefSeq names its product MIZ zinc finger domain protein. The transcript has a single exon. The record is from RefSeq and is a predicted model, not a curated record. Gene Ontology annotation, biological process: protein sumoylation. Bases 1 to 3258 code for a protein of 1085 amino acids. Gene Ontology annotation, molecular function: SUMO ligase activity; zinc ion binding. Lineage: Eukaryota; Fungi; Ascomycota; Eurotiomycetes; Eurotiales; Aspergillaceae.
AUGGUAUCGCCUAAAUCUCGAUCGCACACUAGUGCUGAUCAUAUUGAAGAGUCCAACACUACCGCCAGUCUGUUUUUAGGCGGCGUGCGGAGGAACUGGAUGGGCCCGCAGACUAACGCCCCGGAGAACUCGGCUACGCGAAAUCCUCGCGUCGAGGUUGACCUUCCAGUCCCUCCCAACUCUCUUCCCCACGAGCUUGUCUUGAUGUCCCCCGUCACGCCCGGUGAGACCCUUACCCAACCUCCCUCACGUGGUCCUGUUCAUACGGCAAAAAACCCCGACACGCACGCGACAGCUCUUCCCUCACCCGUUCUUAGUACAAAUUCUAACCCAAGUCCCGUGAACGCCGAUGCGAUCGUCUCAAAUAGACCCUCCACGCUGCCGCCAAUCUCUACACUAUUCACGGCACAGCGUGGCAAUGAUGAGCGCAUGGCGGUCCAACCUCUUCCCAGCGGGCUCGCCACGUCACAACGUGUGACCCAGUCCCCUCAUCCUGGACCCAACUGGUCCACAAACUCGCCCUCGAUCACAGGCACACGCACUGGCGCUAGCACACAAGAACACACAGUCUCAGGGUCACGACCUAGCCCGCAGCAGAAUGGGGGAGCUGGAGCUGGGGCUGUGGCUAUCCCCAAUGAAGCAUGGGCACAAUGGUCUUCUCAAUUGGAUGCCCUGAUAGAUGAUUUGCACGCAAGGGGAGCACUGACUCCUGUUCAUUCGAGGGAGACAAAUGUUAUUCUGCCUCGGAUCGACCUAUUGCGCCAGGCCAUUAGUCGUAAGGACGCUUUCUAUUUGGUGAUGCAUCAAUUGUACUGCCGGUAUAGCAUUGAUCCAAGUACAUUGGGUCAAAUUAGAGCCCCUGAAGCGGGCAUGGAAUCGCUCAUCCCUCUUCUGGAAAACAAUGGAAAGAUGCAUGAAACCGCUAUCAUUGGGUUUGCCCAUUUCCCGUCAUCUCCACAGCAGUUGAUGCAGACAAGGUGGUACCUCCAGGUGCUGUCCGGUAUUCCUGAGUUUUUAUCACGGCUUGCAACUGAAUGGCAGAGCAUCUGGCUUCAGGCCCAUCAUCCCCCGUUGGUGUCUCAUCUUUGGGGAGUGCUCGCUUGUCCAUCUCCAAUUUUGAUGUCGGUGAUGUUCAUGUGUGUUGCACGGCGCCUUCACCACGAGGAAUAUAUCAAACCCCUGUUGAAGUUAUUCUGGAAAGAUUUCAAAGUUUUCCAGCAGUGUAGGGACUCUCAACUUCCUGGGACUACUCUGCAGGCUCACAACCGGAAUUUUGCUCAAGAGUAUCUCAACUUCCCACGUUCGUCCGAGUAUCUAUCACAAACACCAUUUUCCUCCCACUCUGCACCACCUCCCAGACCUCAGAAUCAACCCAUAUCUCAAGCCGCUCUAGGAGUACCGUCACCCUAUCCCAGAUCUUCGGUUACUGGUGUCAGUCAACCUGCCACAAAUUCACCUGCUCCAAGCCCACUUGGCGCACCUUUGCAGCAUUUCCCCUUGAAUUCACCCCAGGGUCAGGUUGUUGGCCCAGCUGCUGGGUCCUAUCAAUUUGGUGUAAACUCACAAGUGCAGAAUACCCCACAGACUCCUUAUUACAACCCCAUGUCACAGGGGCAGGGACAAGGACCGUGGUAUCCAGUGAAUCCACAUAUGAAUCCACAGAUGCCACCAAUGCACAUGCAGAUAGCGCUUGGACAUGUACCACCUUCUCGGAGGCACCAACCACUGCCAGGUUCACAUGGUCAACAAUUGCAGCGUCGAACCGGGAUGCCUCCGACUUCAGUAGCGCCUACUAACCCCUCCACCACCUCCCUUCAAUCGAGUGCUCCCACCUCUACGCAGUCAGUGCAGUCACUCCACGCUCCAUCGCCCAUAUCCACGACGCCGACUACAACAAACCAUAUGGCCCAGCACCCGAUGCCACCACAAAGGCCUAAUAACCAUCACCACCGACAGCAUUCGAUGACUUUGCAGUCGUCUGCUUCGCCAACCACACGUGCGCCUCCUCAAGGACAGCCUCCUCAGCGACAGCCUCCUCAGGGACAGCACUUCCAGCCUUUACCUAACUCUGCCUUCCUCCCGUUACCUGGCUACAGAGCACCCAUGAUGGUGAAUCCAAAUCCAACACGUCUCGGCCUACAUCUGGUUGAUCUUCGCGAUCCUAUGAAGAGGCUGGUAAAACAAGGUUCAGAUGGCAAUUACAUUGAGACUGAUUUGUUCACCUAUCUGCAUACCUUCGUUGUGAACCCAACCGUCGUCAACGUUGACCAGCCGAUCUACACGUGGAAUUUCUCCUUCACACAUGAUGAACGCCAAAAGUUCCCACACAUAGCUCACGGGAAGGAGAGCCAAUGUUCGGUUUGGACCUUUAGGCCCGGUUGCCGGACUAUUCGCCUGCGAUGCAUUCGUCUUCCUGGCAAUCCGGAUACUGUGACGGAGCAGACCUGGUCCACCGCGGGCACUUUCUGGCCCAGUGUCUUUUACAUUACUGUAAACGGCAAAGAGCUCUAUGUGCGUCGAAAGGUCCACAACGGAAAAGACCUGCCCUUGGACAUCACCGAGCACCUCAAAACAGGUGAAAACGACGUACGGCUCGAUAUAAUCUUAGGACAGGAUGAGUGCAAGACUUCCAAAUUCGUCUUUGGGGUGGAGGUCAUGGAGAUCGCCGAGUUCGACCAGAUAAUCAGCCUGGUCCAAUCCGUCCCAGCCGCCGAGUCUCGUGCAGCAAUCAAAAAGCGUCUUUCUCCUAUCACCGACGACGAUGAUCUAGCUGUUGUCACCGACAACCUCACAAUCGACCUAGUGGAUCCCUUCAUGGCACGCAUCUUUGAUGUCCCCGUUCGCUCGCGCCACUGCAACCACCAUGAAUGCUUCGACCGUGACACUUUCAUACACACCAGGAAGUCCGUAUCCGGCCCGACUCCAAUGGUCGAUAACUGGCGCUGCCCGAUCUGCAAGGGAGAUGCACGCCCGCAGUUUUUGGUUGUCGAUCAGUUCCUUGUCGAGGUCCACGCCCAGCUCGCCCGUACAAACAGACUUAGCGGGAUCAGAUCAAUCCAAAUCAAGGCUGAUGGAACCUGGAACCCCAAGUACGACACCGAUGAGACCUCACCCGGGGCAGACAAACCCUUUUCCCCAAAGCGCAAGGCUGAAGGCUCUUUGGGCCCAGUUGCCAUGCGCCCCAGGAACAAUGUGUCUCAUGGUAGUCACAGCCCGGCUGUUCGUACUCAAGAACAUACGGUCAUUGAAUUGGACUAA